Molecule: messenger RNA, 2153 nt
Organism: Megalopta genalis
Lineage: Eukaryota; Metazoa; Arthropoda; Insecta; Hymenoptera; Halictidae
Product: carbonic anhydrase 1
Cellular component (GO): cytoplasm
Molecular function (GO): carbonate dehydratase activity; zinc ion binding
Source: RefSeq, a predicted model, not a curated record
ACAGAGUCGAUAGGCUACCGCGAAAUACAAGUGGUGGACUCUUAUUUAACAUAGCCGGCAAGCAGCCGGCAGUGCUCACUUGACCACCGACCGUAACAGAGUAUUCGCAUUUCAAAGGUAGCGUAUCGAGACCCGCGGUGCCCGCAGUGCGAAGAUCUUUUUUUUCCGUGAAAGACAGUGGCCCUAGACCGUUCGCCAUGACCGUUCUAAUCUUCGCUUUUACGGCGUUUCUCUUCUCCAACCACGCGCUCGGCGACGACUUCGGCUACGACGGGAAACACGGUCCGGAACACUGGGGCGACGACUACAAGACCUGCCUGGGGAAAUACCAAUCCCCCAUCGACAUCGAGGACAAGGAUGUUAGAACCGCGAGUUUCCCGCCUCUACGAUUUUCCAACGUCCAGGACCCUCACCCAGCCUACAUGACGAACAAUGGUCACACAGUGAUGAUUCGAAGUACCGAUUCGGAUUCGAAAAACGUACCCACGGCGAGCGGAGGACCGCUCAACGACACCUACGUGUUCCAACAACUGCACUUCCAUUGGGGAGAAAACGACGACGAAGGCUCGGAAGAUCUGAUUAACAAUCACUCGUUUUCGAUGGAGCUUCACGCGGUUUUCUGGAAGCAGUCCUACGGAUCAUUGAGCAAUGCAAUGAAAUAUCGCGACGGCUUGGCUGUGCUGGCAUUUUUAUACCAGGCAACGGACGAGCCCAACCCGAAUUUCGAGGCGAUUGUAUCACAGCUGCCGGAAAUAGCAACGGUCAACAGUAACGUGACGAUAAAGGACGAUAACAUUUUAAACAAAUUGAUCGCGCCGAACGGCGCAGCGUCCCAGGAUUAUUACACGUACAUCGGGUCGUUGACUACACCCCCGUGCCUCGAGGUCGUACAGUGGAUCGACUUCAUAAAGCCGCAGAAUAUAUCCCAUGAACAGUUGGCCGCUUUCCGCAGUAUUAAAAGCAACGAUGGCUCGAACUUGACGCAUAAUUAUCGGCCAGUGCAGCCGUUGGACAACAGAACAAUUUACCGUAACAUCAACAAUGAUAGUACCGAGCCUGCUAAACCCGAAGUCGGAUCAUCAUCGCCUAUCGAGGCUGCUAAACCCGCAGUCGGAUCAUCAUCGCCUACCGAGGUUGCUAAACCCGCAGGCGGAUCAUCGUCGUCUACCGAGGCGACAAGUGCAUCGACGACCAAACAAAUGUCCUCUGUCCCUACGACUGUGAAACCGAGUCCUUCGACACAUAACUCGCCUAGUCCAUCAGCUCCAAAGCCAACAAUUGCUUCGAAAACUACCGUUGGAAAACCCACGACGGACACUUCUCCUAAAGAAUCAGACACCGAUGCACCUGGCACGAUGAAAUCGGGCAAAACUGAGAACGGUCAUCAUUCCGGUCAAGAAGGAAUAUGGAACGCAUCGACUGCGGUACUCGUAUUCGGAAUUAGUUUCCUUCUGCCAUGGCAACGAUACGCUGGGAGUCUCUAGUCAAUGUGAUUUUGACUACAUAUACACUAUUUAAAAUAAGAUGUUGAAAAGUUUUGAAUAAGCGUGUACAUAAUAAGUCUCGUUACGAAAAUGUAAUUAUUUAUAUUCUCAGAGGCAUUCGUAUUUAAAAAAAAAAAUGUCCGUGCCCCGACAUUUUAUCGAUUAAUCUUAUGGCUAUGCAGUAGUAGACUACACACUAUGAGAUAAAAAUAUUUUUUUAUUUUUGUCCGUUUACGCGCGUACGAUUGUUAAUUGAUUGUAAAAGUGUUCGCAGAGAUCCUACGCUCGUUCGUACACUUUGUACCGAUUUAUGCUUCAGUGAAAAGAUCGUUCUUACGUUGACUGAUUUACAGAGGGCUAUCCGCUAUACAAGGUUGUGAAAAUAUAGUUUUUGGAUUUUUAUAGCGUUACCAUUUCCGUAGAAACGGUAGAGUAAAAUGAUUUCUGAUCUGUUCGUAGUCGAAGAAAACGAUGGUAUCCUAUUUUAAUACCCUAUUUGGUACGCAAUUUUUAAUAUUGGCACUCGUUCGACAGUUCCUACCGAUGCCAUAACAACCUAUAUCGAUUAGACUAUAGCUUAUAAGAUUCUCUCAGAAACCAACGUGUAUAUAUGUAAAAUGUGUGUCUAUAAAAUAUAGUCAACCGAAAUAAAUAUCGUAUCGAAUCUAA